Molecule: messenger RNA, 363 nt
Organism: Rangifer tarandus platyrhynchus (Svalbard reindeer)
Lineage: Eukaryota; Metazoa; Chordata; Mammalia; Artiodactyla; Cervidae
Source: the annotation of a GenBank genome assembly
AUGCCUGGAGAAUCCCACGGACAGAGGAGCCUGGUGGGCCGCAGUCCCUGGGGUCUCGAGGGUCGGACACGACCCAGCGACCAAACCACGAAGCAGCCAGGGGUGUCUGAAACCCGUGUCCAACUUGGGGGUGGCGGUUAUCAGACUUCUGUGUCUGCUGCUGCCAUCAAUCUGCUCCUCAGCUCAGCACUUAUUUUUCUAAUUCACCUCCAGAUUCUUAAUAUUUAUGGCUCCAUAGAAAGCAAAACGCGCUUUGCCGGAGAGAAGGCAUUCUGGUCCUUGCUGUCCUCUUCCCGCGACCGGGAUUUUUCGCCGCUCCCCCAGCCAAUCCAUUUUCUGAAAUAUGUAAAAGCGUGCAUUUGA